Messenger RNA from Microbotryum saponariae, 240 nucleotides. Lineage: Eukaryota; Fungi; Basidiomycota; Microbotryomycetes; Microbotryales; Microbotryaceae. The record is from the annotation of a GenBank genome assembly.
AUGAGGGUUCUCAUUGCCAAGUCUUGGUAUGUAGCAGUCAAUGAUAGGACACUUCAUUCCAUAGCAGGUGUCACGAAUGGGAGUUUCGCCACUCCAAGUUCGGCCUCUCAGCACCCACGUCAUCCGCGUGACUUGGGCCUUCCCGCGCUUCGGACCUCCUCUCCCCGCUUCGGCACCUGCACUGCCUUCUUCUCCUCCAACUAUACGCUCACAACCCUCUCGCCCCCGACUCUUACGUGA